AUACGUAACGUAGGUGUAGAGUCAAAUUGAAUUUCACUGUCAUGAAAGAAGAGCAGGUGGCCGAGUAGAUGUAGAGGCCCAAACACCGACCAAGCAAACCCCAAAAGCAACGAUUCCCCAAAUGCCUUAAAAUAACACCACUAACCGAUCCUUUCGAGGAAUUUCUCUCUCUUUCUCUCUCUUUGUUUCAAACCCCUUUUCUCUUUUCUCUCUCUCUCCAAUUCCCAUUCCUUUUCUUCUUCACGUCAAAUUUCAGAAAGCUUAUUCGUUAUUUGUGGAUCCAUUUUGUGACCAAGCCACAUCAAUGGGAUGGGGGAACAUAUACAAAAGGCGGAUGAAAGUUUUCAAAUUAGCUUUUGUUAUCUAUCUGGAUUACAAGGCUUUACAGCAGAGAGAGAAAUGGACUAGCAAAUUUAAGAGAGCUACUCUAUGGGAGAAAGCUCAUGAGCGUAAUGCUAAGCGUGUUCUUAGUUUGAUGAUAGAGUUGGAAGGUUUGUGGGUGAAACUUGGCCAGUACUUGUCUACACGUGCAGAUGUGCUUCCGGAGGCCUAUAUAUACCUUCUGAAGCAGUUGCAGGACUCUCUUCCUUCCCGCCCCUUAGAAGAGGUUUGUGGAACCAUAGAGAAAGAGUUUGGACGCUCUAUGGAUGAUCUCUUCUUAGACUUUGUUGAAGUCCCUCUGGCCACAGCAUCAAUAGCACAAGUUCAUCGUGCAACUCUGCGUGAUGAGCAAGAGGUGGUUGUUAAAGUUCAACAUGAAGGCAUCAAGACAAUAAUAUUAGAGGACUUAAAGAAUGCAAAAUCAAUAGUUGACUGGAUAGCAUGGGCGGAACCACAGUAUGACUUCAGCCCUAUGAUAGAUGAGUGGUGUAAAGAAGCACCGAAGGAACUGGACUUCAACCACGAAGCUGAAAACACCAGAACAGUCUCUAAAAAUCUAUGCUGCAAAAGCAAAAGCAAUGAUAAGAGUCCUGCUUAUUUUGUGGACGUAUGGAUCCCAGACGUUAUUCAGUCAACUGAAAAAGUCCUGAUUUUGGAGUAUAUGGAUGGGAUUCGUUUAAAUGAUUCUGAAUCACUGGAGGCUUUAGGUGUUGACAAACAAAAGCUUGUUGAAGAGAUCACACGCGCAUAUGCCCACCAAAUUUAUGUUGAUGGAUUUUUCAAUGGUGACCCUCAUCCUGGAAAUUUUCUUGUGAGCAAGGAACCUCCAUAUCGUCCAAUUUUGCUUGAUUUUGGGCUUACAAAGUUACUAUCAAUCCCUAUGAAACAAGCUCUAGCAAAAAUGUUUCUGGCAUCUGCUGAGGGAGACCAUGUGGCACUUUUGUCUGCCUUUGCAGAAAUGGGGCUUAGGUUCCGCCUGGACAUGCCAGAGCAGGUUAUGGAUGUUACUAGUGUGUUCUUCCGUAAUUCAACGCCUGCAAGUGAAGCUCUUGAAAAUGUGAAAUCUUUGGCUGAACAAAGAAAUAAAAACUUGAAAGUCUUACAGGAAAAGAUGAAGUUAAACACUAAAGAAGCUAAACGUUUCAAUCCUGUUGAUGCUUUUCCAGGGGACAUUGUGAUAUUUUCACGGGUCCUUAAUCUGCUUAGAGGGCUUUCAUCGGCAAUGAAUGUACGCAUAGUUUACCUAGAUAUCAUGAGACCCUUUGCUGAGUCUGUUUUACAAGGCAACAUAAGUAAGGGACCGGCAUUGAAUGCACAAUGGAUUUAUGACACACCUGUACAUUCUGGUGUGGAGGCCAAGCUGAGGCAGCUCCUAGUUGAGUUGGGAAAUGGUGAUAAAAUACUUGGAAUCCAGGUAUGUGCCUACAAAGAUGGAGAAGUGAUCAUUGAUACUGCUGCUGGAGUUCUUGGAAGAUAUGAUCCUCGUCCAGUUCAGCCUGAUAGUUUAUUUCCUGUUUUUUCUGUAACAAAGGGUAUUACAGCGGGAAUGUUACAUUGGCUGGUUGAUAAUGGCAGGAAACUGAAGCUUGAAGAAAAUGUCGCAAAUGUUUGGCCACAAUUCAGAUCAAAUGGAAAAGAUCUAAUAAAGGUUCAUCAUGUGCUUAACCAUACAUCUGGUCUGCAUAAUGCAUUGGCCAACCUUACACGGGAAAACCCUUUUCUAAUGCUUGAUUGGGAUGAGUGUUUGAGUCGAAUUGCAAUGUCAGUCCCUGAGACUGAACCUGGCCAUGAGCAGUUGUAUCAUUAUCUGUCUUUUGGCUGGCUAUGCGGUGGAGUUAUUGAGCAUGCAUCUGGGAAGAAGUUUCAGGAAAUUCUUGAAGAAGCCUUCAUUCACCCUCUGAACAUUGAAGGGGAGCUGUAUAUUGGAAUUCCUCCAGGUGUUGAAUCUCGACUGGCAACACUCAUGUCGGACACAGAAGAUCUCAAGAAGCUCUCAAACAUGAGCGACCGUCCAGACCUGCCCUCCACCUUCCAGCUGCAGGACAUUUCACAGCUUGCAACCACUCUUCCAGCUAUGUUCAACUCUCUAAAUGUUCGCCGUGCUAUUAUACCUGCUGCUAAUGGACAUUGCUCAGCCCGUGCACUAGCACGCUACUAUGCAACCCUAGUAGAUGGUGGUAUUGUCCCACCACCGCAUUCCUCUUCUUCCAAGCCGCCACUUGGAAGCCACCCACAUCAACCUAAAUUCUCUUCCGUGAAAGCCAACAAGAAGCUGAAAUGGGGCAACAGUAAGGAGUUGAUAACAGCCGACCUAGCUGGACCGAUGCAAAACCCCAGUAAUUUGAAUGACAGUGGUCAUAGUAGAAGGGCUGGCAGUGACUACAUUAGACUUGAUGUUAAUGAUAAUCCAACUACAAUAGAAACCGCUGCAGAGGCUGGUGGUCGUCCACGAGCCAAUAAGAUUUUUACUAAUCCCAGAAUUCAUGAUGCGUUCUUGGGUGCUGGAGAAUAUGAGAAUUUGAUUCUCCCAAAUGGGAAAUUUGGACUAGGGUUUAAGAAGUGUUAUGCCAAAGACGGGUCCCUUGUUGGCUUUGGGCACUCGGGCAUGGGUGGAUCAACGGGCUAUUGUGAUAUAAAAAACAGGUUUGCUAUCGCUGUAACCCUGAACAAAAUGUCAUUUGGUGGUGUUACUAGUAACAUAGUUCAGUUUGUUUGCUCAGAGCUAGGUAUUCCUGUGCUGGAAGAGUAUUCUAGAUUCAGUGAGGGUGGACCUGAUAUGCAGUUAAAUUUAGAGAAACCACUGAUUAACUGAAGAGUGAGAAACCAUAUUCCUCUAAUAUGUCAAUCUUCUAUUUUUGAGUAUACACAUUGAUAUUUUAUGAAACAUGACUUUACUCCUGAGGGAAUGUAUGGUCAUAAGAUAUGGAUGAACAAUAAAUUGGUAAAAGUGCACCUGCAAUUUUGUUAUGCAUUUGGUGUCCUCUUUGGUCUCUAUGUAGUC
This is a messenger RNA of Camellia sinensis, 3382 nucleotides long. Its product is annotated as ABC1 family protein. Gene Ontology annotation, cellular component: endoplasmic reticulum; Golgi apparatus. The record is from RefSeq and is a predicted model, not a curated record. Lineage: Eukaryota; Viridiplantae; Streptophyta; Magnoliopsida; Ericales; Theaceae.